Molecule: messenger RNA, 4704 nt
Organism: Dunckerocampus dactyliophorus (ringed pipefish)
Lineage: Eukaryota; Metazoa; Chordata; Actinopteri; Syngnathiformes; Syngnathidae
Gene: dcdc2b
Product: doublecortin domain containing 2B
Exons: 14
Coding region: 3150-4586 (478 amino acids)
Biological process (GO): intracellular signal transduction
Cellular component (GO): microtubule organizing center; microtubule
Source: RefSeq, a predicted model, not a curated record
CUGGAAUCACACCUUCCACACAAAGGUCUGCAGCGGUACUGUUCGGCCCGCGAGGUUCCUCCCAAUCCAGAGGCUUUGCGUUUCCAUAGAGACGCCCUGACCAUGGAGCUACUGUGGCUGCAGCAGGCCAUUGACAGCAGGAAAAAGGUGAGCCUGUGAUGUAGUGUUUCCCUUCAUUUAAUCAGCACUGUGGCAGCCCACUGCAAGGCCACUUGUUUGGAUUUAUUAUGGUGACAUUUAUUUGACCUCACUAAGUCAGUGGCGUUAUUUAUUUAAUGACUGCCAACAGUCAGGUUCUGUGUGUAUUUUGGGUUGGAUGGUGGUACUGCUUCAAGUAAAAAAAAAAAAAAAAAAAAAUUAAAAAAGCUUGUCGACCUUCAUUUUUCGCAUAUUUGUUAAGGAAUUUUGCCACAGGAGAUGAUUGAAAAUAUUGAAUUAAUCUGUGACUGUGUCCAAAGAGUGGCACGCAGCUUCUUUUUUCUUGGCCCACGACAGACCUGUGUACUACUUUCCUACUCUGCAGUGUCACAGUCGAGUGAUACACUCAAAGUGUGAAACAAAGUCAACCAUUUUAAAACGGUAACUGAAAUAAAAUAAAAUUUUAACUCACUUCUUGAUGUGGCAGAAAAGUAGCAAAAGUAGCGUAUAUGACAGCAUCAGCUUCAUGGUUUUAACAUUAACUGUCAUAUAAGUGUAAAAAUAAGCUAAUGCUGUGUAGUCAAACUUAAAUACAACAAACAUUCGCUACACACCAUUAAAGUAGUGGUGGGAUUGGUGCAUUCAGACAAACCAGUAAUUGUCGCUUUAACUAAUUGUACUGAGCAGCCAGAGCAGAGACGUUUGUACCCCUAUCCGAUACAGUCAUCCUGCGCAAUCCUGCGGUUCGAACGUCGAUCCCUCACUCUAUCGCGUUUUUUCAAAAAAUGGCCUGUUAUUAGUCAAAACAAGACAAGGCACAUGUAGGAUUCUGGUCACUAAGCCGCAGUAAUGUUACAUUGAUGAGACAUUAAAUUAGAUUACAUUACCUUGCAUGGAGUCAGCCACGGCGUGUCCGCCAUGACAUAGUAAAAAAAAAAAAAAAAAAAGUUAUGCUCCCAUUCUGUGUGGAAGUGGUAAGUUUUUUGGCUUCUUACUUUGUCCUUCUUCCCCACUAAGUUUGAAACCCUUUCUUAAGUUUAGAAUAAAUAAAUUAGAGGCUAAAUAGUUUGCUUGGUAUCUUGCUAUGCUAAAAGCUCAGUCUCUAGUGUCCCUGCAGUGACACUGCGCAUUAGAGUUGUGCAAUGUGGUGUAAACAAAGAAUAAUAGGAGUGUAAUGGUGACUAUAGGGGUGUUAUUUCAUGUCUACAGGCUCUAAUAAUGGUAAGAAAUGAAUUUAGAAAGCCAUAAACAGGUUUUCUAUGCUCCAACUAUGAAAAUAUUCCAUUUAUUAAUAUUGAAUCCUACUUCAAGGAAAUUCACUUCACCAAUUAACUGUGAUAAACGAGUAACGACUGUAUUACUGUACAUUCAGCUCCAAUUGCUGUCCUAUGGUCGUCGUCACAAAUGUAUUCCUCUUUGUCAUCAUUGGUUCCCUCCUGUGGUGACACCACAAAACGCUUGUGGAAUUAAGUUUGGAUGCUUUUUGAGUUUAAUAUGACAGAUUUUUAUAAUAAUGUUGCUCUGUCUCUUUCCCCCCUGCAGUACUUGUCUCUGAAGGACAAACUGAGCAUGGCCUGAUGUGAUCUGAGCUGGACCUCACUGUAAAAUACAUAUGCAUCUGUAAAUUGAUGACAUCAACAUAAUAUUUACAAUAUGUGACCAAACAGUCUAGCAGUGUAUAUUUUGUAUUUUUAUUUGUUAAUAUAUAAAAAAAGUAAUAAAAUGGAUUUUGCUAAUACUUUGAUUUUCCACUGUUGUUGUUGCACUGAUGCUACUAUAAUAUCACUUUUAAGGAGUUAUGACGGAACACUCUUAAUCUAUUGACGACCUAAAUUAACCCUACACCUUUUUAUUUUUUCAUAUUUCUUAUUCAUCCAUUCAUCCAUCCAUCCAUCCAUUUUCUAUGCCGCUUCUCCUGUUUAGGGUCGCGUGGGUAUGCUGGAGCCUAUUUCAGCUGACUUCGGGCGAGAGGCGGGGUACACCCUGGACUGGUCACCAGCCAAUGGCAGGGCACAUAUAGACAAACAACCAUUCACACUCACAUGCAUACCUACGGACAAUUUAGAGUCACCAGUUAACCUAACAUGCAUGUUUUUGGAAUGUGGGAGGAAACCGGAGUACCCGGAGAAAACCCACACAUGCACGGGGAGAACAUGCAAACUCCACACAGAAAUGCAUGCUAACCACUAGACCACCGUGCCAAUAUUUUUUUAUUUUAGAAUUGUAUUUUAUUUUAUGAAAAUUGCAAGAAUUAAAAAAAAAGGCAAAUUCGAACCAUUUAGGAUGCAUAUUUGCCAACUUAAAUGUAAACUCACUAUAAGGCAGUGGAACAAUGUGACUUCUCCCAGCCAAUCAGAAAAGAAAAAUAUCAAACAAUGAAUGAAACUAAAUAAAUGAUCAAAACAUUGAUGUAUGAUUAUCAUGAUUAGAUUUUUUUUUCAAUGAAAAAGUGACUUCAGUACAUAAAAUACACUAAUAAUUUUGAGAGGUUUAAAAUGUUACAAUUUUCCCAUGAAGAGUUGAAUGUUAAACAGUAUUUCAGCAAACAACCUUGCUUUGAUCUUCCCGGAUAUGAAGAACACAACCAGUUCAAAUGUGAUAUGAGAUGCUUUAAGAGACAAAAUAUCUCAUACAUUUUUGUGAAUCAAAUAUGACAAAUCUUCACACUUCAUUACAAGGUCUUAAUAGUGAUGCACAAAAUGUUAUCAUAUUGAUCCAGCUUACAAUGCACAGGACCCUCCCAUCAACCUCCCCCUCCACUCACCCUCUGUCCCUUUUGUUGUGGUUGCUGCCAAUGGUUUGGCCCACAAAGCCACUCUGCUGCUGACUGCACUGUCAUAGCAACCAGGAAAUACACACCGUUGUCAGCGUUAGUGUGUGUGCGCGGGUCAGUACGGAGAACGGGGCGAGUGUGUGUCCACCACUACCAUCAUUCCACCGAGGGGGACUCCAUCAAUUUGCACUGCUUGGUCAAGCCGGUGAGUGUGCAUGUGUGUGUUAAUGCCAUAGAAAUGGACAUAAUUAGGGUGUGUGUGUGUGUGUGUGUAGUAGCUACCUCAGAGAUGGCCACCGGCACUGCCGCCACAACUGUGCUGCCCUCGGUGAAGAGUGUGGUGGUGUACAGGAAUGGAGACCCCUUCUUCAACGGCCGCAGGUUCGUGAUCAACCAGCGACAGGUGUCCACCAUGGAGGCCUUCCUCAAUGAGGUGACCCAGAAUAUCGGUGCCCCGCUGGCCGUCCGGACCCUGUACACCCCCAGGCAGGGCCACAAGGUCACGGACUUCCAGGACCUUCAGACGGGGGCACAGUAUGUCGCUGCGGGUUUUGAGAAGUUCAAGAAACUGGACUAUGUGAAUACAGGGGUGAAAAAGCAGCCUGCGACACGUGAUGACACUCAGGCAAAGCUAAUCCAGAGGCCCAAUGUGUCAGCCAAAUGGAGGAAGUUUGUACCAGUGCCGUGUAUAAUACACGUUUUCCGCAACGGAGACCUCCUGUGUCCACCAUUCCGAUUCAUCAUUCCUCGGAGCAUGCAGAGGGACCUGGAGCAGAUCCUGAGUAUGGUCACUGAGAAGGUCAGCUUACGGACCGGCGCUGUGCGUAGGUUGUGUUCCGUGGAGGGGGUGACAGUGACUUCAGCGGGAGAGCUCGAGACCGGCCGCUGCUACGUUGCCGUGGGAACCGAGAGGUUCAAGAAGCUUCCGUAUGUGGAGCUGCUGGUCUCAAAAGCGGCGGAGAGGUAUUACCCUGGAAAGAGACGAACACUGAGGAGAAAUGUGCACAAGAAGCCAGGAAGUGGUCCAGAAGACCAGUGUAGUGACUCCGCUCUUCUCAACUCUCCAGAGUCAGACGGUCGGAGGGUGAAGUCGACGGGUGAUGAAGCGGCUCCUCCGCCGGCUCCGCAGCAACAACAGCAACACACAAGCGACGGAGCAGAGGACGGCUCCCUGUCCUUUGCCAAGCCCGUCAGGAUCCGUAAAACUAGAGGAACCCCGAGACCGCCCCUUGGCAAUGGAACCAUCCAUCGCAGCGUUUUUAAACCAGGAGCACGGAGGAGGAGGGAGGAGGUCAGGGGAGCCGAGGAGGUGCAGGAGGAUGAGAAUACAGCCACGGAACUUCCUGUUGACCAGAGAAUUGCAGAAACAGUGGAGGAUGAGGAGCUGAACAACGCAAAUGAUGCUCUGCACGACACACUAAAAGUUUUGCUGCCAUCUGACCCUGGCGAAGCGGAAAAGACGACAACACGAAACAAAGAAGAGGAGUUUAACGCUGAAAAUUUGGAGUUCAACAAGAUGACGUUGUCCUUGCCCGAUUCUCACAGAGAGAUCCAGGAAAACAACUCGGGUCAUCGGGAUGAAAAGGAGGAUCGAAAAGACGCCGCGCUAUUAGAUGCACUAGCACAGAACCACCACCAGGGAGAAGGAUUAACUGAAGACGCAACAUCACCAUAGUAACUACUCUUUCUGCGCUAAUGAGACAAGUAUUGUCUAUUGUUUUCGUUCCUUUUUUGUAAUUAAAAUCUCUACAAAAAGUAGAACAAAUGCUACAGGGAGUGCAUUCCUGUCUUAG